Messenger RNA from Halichondria panicea, 2005 nucleotides. RefSeq names its product myosin-7B-like. The record is from RefSeq and is a predicted model, not a curated record. Lineage: Eukaryota; Metazoa; Porifera; Demospongiae; Suberitida; Halichondriidae. The transcript is spliced from 13 exons. Bases 143 to 1705 code for a protein of 520 amino acids.
CUCAAAGGUCAGGAGAGCUUUCUUUUCUUUUAAUUGGAAUUAGAGCCAGCGGGUAAAUUUGAAAUGUCUGGAGAUGAGAUUCUGCCUGGGCCAGAUCGAUAAUAUAUCUAUGGCUGUAUAAAGUUGCCACGCCACCGGCACCAUGGAGAGAUAUCAACCUGUCAAAGAUCUCCCCGAAGACAUACAGCGGCUGCCCCGUGAGGAGACAGUGUGUCAGUUCUGUGGAGUGAGUUAUCUAGUACAUCAUGAGAUCUCAAAGCUGGAGGGCAACAUACAACAACUGGAGAGUGAGAUCAAAAGGCUGAGGUAUAUAGAGAAGGACAGAGCUGGCUGGGAGGUUGAGAAAUCUAAACUGGUUGAGGAUAAAAACAAUGUUACGGUGGACAAGGUCAAAGUGGAGCAUGAAUUGAGGGAUAUGAAGGCGGAGCUGAGUGGAUUGCACGCUCAGUUAGAGCAGUUGAAGCUCCAGCAAGAGAAAGAGAAGGCAUUCUCCAUGUGUCACAAGAAUCAGAUCAGGCAUGACCUUACCAAGAUUCAAGCAGGGUUCUCGGCACUACCUCAUUUUAAGGUCGAGAUAAGCCAGCUCCUCACGAGUACAGCCAGGUCCUUGUCCCAGCUGGGGCAGGAGUGCUCUGAGGCAUGCUCCAUGCAAGCAACACAGGCUGAACAAGCUGUGAUGAGCUUAAGAUCAGAAAAUGAGUGUAUCAAGAGUAAGAUGAGAGAGCAGAAUGAAAAAUGGACGUUGACUGAGAGCAAUUUGAAACAGUUGCUCCGAGAGGAACAACACUCCACUCUCAAAUACGAGCAAGAGGUUCAAGAUCUCAUUGGAAAAACCAGGCAUAUGGAAACGGCACUUGUUGCUAGAGAUGAAGAUAUACAGAAAAUGCAGAGGAAACUUGAGCUGUUUUCAACUGAGGCUCGUGAAACCACUGUGGAAUUGACAGCUAGGUGUAAUGGAGCUGGCAGGAGAGUGAGGGAGUUAGAGACCCAGGUCAAUGUGUUGGAGUCUAGCAAAGCUGCAGUCCAAGCCACACUCGAGAAAACAUUGCACAAGUUAAAGUCACUGGAACAGACACGAAAGGAGUUACAGUCAUCAAUGACCAGCUGUCGAGAGGAGUUGUUGACUUGUGGCCAUAAGAAAAUGGAAGCUCUACAGUUGAAGCACUCCCAAGAGUUAGAGACAGUGAGAAGAGAACAUAGGUAUCAGUUUGAAAGUGCUCGCAAGGCAAUCAAGACUGAGCAUGAAAUGACUCUCAAGGAGACUGUUAAGACUCAAUUCUCAAAACAGCAAGAAAUGCGAGCAAAGCUAAUUGAGCUGACGUCAACAUUGACUGCUUGUGAACUGGAAAAGACUAGACUGGUCUCAUCUCUCCAAGAACAGCUACAGAAAGAGAAGGACAUAGGAGACAGGGAAAUGACAAAUCACUUGAACUCUGUCAAAGCGCUAGAAUUGUCUCUACUCCAAGAGAAACGUGACAGGAAAAGCCUGGAGGAGAGAGCAUCAGUUGAGACACACCAAGUGAGGAAGAAGUUGGAAUUGGCCGAGAAAAAGAGGGUGGCUCUCGAGGAGAAGCUCUCUGAGGCAUACCAAGAGAUUUCAGUGCUUCAAGCGAUAGUUGAAAAGGAAUGUGAGGAGAGAGAGAGACUAACAGAAGAGCUGUCAUUAGCCAAGGCUUCAUCAAAACGGAGCAAGAAAACGUAUUAGAUUAUACACAAAAACCUGAUUACAUUUUCCCAGGCAAAUAUACACGCCACUUAAUUUUUAUUUCAAUGAUCUACGUCUAUUCUCAUUUCUAAUCGUAUAUACACAACUUUUUAAUUAUAAAUGGAUCAUCCAUGUGAUAAUUAUACAUACGUACUGUACAUCAAUAUUGAGUCUGUAUAUAUAUUAUAUAGUACUAGUCCUUAUUUUGCAAGAGUACGUACUUGCGUAAAUUAUGAACUUGUAAAAUUGUUACUACUAGAAUAAACAUGCAAGCAUAUUAUGAUAUGAUAUUAUCCUAUG